This is a messenger RNA of Symbiodinium natans, 1395 nucleotides long. Lineage: Eukaryota; Dinophyceae; Suessiales; Symbiodiniaceae. The record is from the annotation of a GenBank genome assembly.
AUGGCCAACUGCGGGCAGUGUUGCCUGCGACUGGCCUCCGGUGCAAUCAUCCUCCUCGUGGCAUGUCUGAUAGGAAUCCUUGUCAGCCUGGGAUCUACAGAGGCUGCAUGGCAGCUGGGGUCCGUUGAGGAGGUGUGGAACGACCUUGCGGGUUUGGACCUUUCUGCCUAUUUCGUGGCCCUUCUGAUCGGGAUCUUGACGACGCUCCCAGCCUUGUUUUGCAACAGGGGGCACUCAGAAAAGGAGGCACCGCUCGAACCGGAUUCGACAGGCAAAGCCAAUCCUGGCGUGGAAGUACCCAAGGCGCCGGCGCCCCCAGCGCCGGCGCCGAAGCCGAAGCCGAAGCCAAAGCCGCUCAGUCCCAGGAGCCAGGCAAAGGAGCUGGUGGGCUCUCGCAUGAGCCCGGAGCAGGCCCAGAAGGCCGCGGAGAAGAUCCUUUCCCUGAGGUCCUACGUGGAGCGCACAGACCCGAUCAACUUGGAUGAGAUGUGGGCCUUCUUUGAUAUGCCUGCGCCAACGAGUAGCAGAUCCAUGGAUCCAUCGGAUCCGAUCAUGCAGACUUUGAAGGGCAAGCUCAACCGACAACGGCUGCUCUUUCACCCCGAUAAGAACGGCCACCCUGAGGCCGAGAAGACCUUCAAGUUCCUGGAGGUCUGCCAUCAAAAGUUGAUGCGCGCAUACACGCGUCAGGGGGAGUCGGUCCAUCAAAGAACACGGCGAGAGGAGGAGGAGCUGAAGAAGGAGCAGGAGCGUCGUCAGAAACAGGAGGAGGAGCGGCGCGCGCAGAUGGCCUUGAUUGAGAAAGAAGAGGAGGAGAGGGUUCGCAGGGCUGAAAGGCAACAACAGCGCCUGGAGGCGAUGCUUCAAGCGAAGCAGUCAGCGUUCGAGGCCAAGUGCAACAACAGCCAGAUCCUUCCACGCACGUGUUCGAAUGAGCUGCCCGUCACGGGGAUCUUUGCGAAUACGUGUGUGCUCUCCAAAAGCCUUGUGGGCAGACAGGAGGAUGCGGAAGAGCCGACGGCUGCCAUCGGCAGGCUCAAGGUCUGUCUGCAGCGCGCUCGUGACCUACCCGUGCCAGAGUACUUUCUUUCUGGCUUCAACUUUGCAGAAGUGCGAGUUGGGGAGCAGAGCUUUCAGUCACCCAAAGUUGCGGGAGAAAAUCCUGUGUGGGACUGCAGCUUCAGCUAUGAUGUGCACCGGGUGGACACGGUGCUGAAGGUCAGCAUCUUUCGUGAGGGCUGGUUUCAGGACAAUUUUCUCGGGAAGCUGGAGAUCCCGUUCCUGGACAUUGAGGAGUGGUCGGGGCAUCCGAUCGGGCGGCUCCUCGAGCCGGAAGACGACGUGGGCGACUCGUGCAUGCUUCUGGAGCUCUGUGCUUCUUUCGAGUGGUUCUGA